AUGGUGAUAGAGCUUCUCAUUGUCUUACUUUGUCUUAUUUCAGAAUUCGUUGGAACAAAUGAAAAUGCACGGAUUACGGAAACGCCUGACACUGCCACAAAUAUUUUGGAAGAGACUAUACAAAACAAUACCAAUAACUCACAUGUCUCGAAUUAUUGUAUUGAUUUUUACGAAACUGCAUGUGGAGAGUGGAAAAAACUCAAUCCUUUGUCAAAUGAUAAUGCUAGUUCAACCACUUAUCAAAAGAUGGGAAUGAACGUUGAUAACUACUUCUGGAAGAUAAUUGCAAAUGACUCCUACUAUAAAGAAGAUCGGCGCUUACGAUUAGCUCGAGCAUUUUACAAAUCUUGCGUAAAUAGUCGAAAUUCAAAAACAACACGUGAUAGUCGUCAUCAUUUGAUAGAUAAGUAUUUUGGCGGAUGGGAACUAAUACCAUCACUUUCGACGAACAUAAACAAUACAAAUAAACAAAAGCAAAAUAAAAUGAGUAACGGGCUUACCAAUCUAUUUCUACCAAUAUUAACUCAAACUGGACGUUCACCAUUAUUUUCAAUAAACAUCGCGGACGAUAUUUUUGCUGUUAUUAUUUCACCUGGUCGAUUCGCAUUUCAUCCAGAUUCAACGCAGACCACUAUGAUUGAAUCCGAAGAGGAUUACUACAAGCUUGCAUUUGAAACUGGGGUACUUCAGUCUAACAGAACACAACUAAGUGAGGCUUUCCAAACAAUGAUUCGGUUAGGCAAAAGGCCAGUCUCAAAGACAACAAACGUGAGAGAGUUUAUUACGAAAAAUGAACUACAAUACACCUGCCCACAGAUUGAUUGGAAUCACGUACUUGAAAAGGUGUUACAACAAACUGGAUAUGUAAAGUAUCAGAAACUACCAAUCGUUGUAGAACAGCGAUCUGAACUCCGCCACCGUUGCUCAGAAUACCGUGCUUUAUUGAAGAAAAGAGAUAGUGGAAGUAUACUGCGCACAAUAGCUAUUAUGGAUUUUUUACGAGAACAACAAAUGAAUACUCUGAACGUCCAUGCAUUUGGAACGGAUCAUAACUUGAAUUCAUGUUAG
Molecule: messenger RNA, 1068 nt
Organism: Schistosoma rodhaini
Lineage: Eukaryota; Metazoa; Platyhelminthes; Trematoda; Strigeidida; Schistosomatidae
Source: the annotation of a GenBank genome assembly